AUGGAGCGCUGGAGGGGCAGAGUCGCGCUGGUAACAGGUGCCAGCGCCGGCAUCGGUGCUGCCAUCUGUCGAGGGUUUGUGCAUCACGGAAUGACGGUGGUUGGAUGCGCCAGGAAUCACAAACGGAUCGAGGAGCUGGCUGCUGAGCUGAAAGACUGCCGCGGCUCCCUGACGGCGAUACACUGUGACCUGACCAAGUCGGAGGAGAUUGAGGCCAUGUUCCGUGCUAUCGUCAAACAGUUCGGCGGCGUUGACGCGUGCAUUAACAACGCCGGUCUCAAUUUUCCUGGCGGUCUCCUCGAUGGCGCCAUUGACAAGUGGCGCACUAUACUGGACGUCAACGUCUUAGCGCUGGCACACUGCGCUCAGCUGGCCAUCAAGAGCAUGAAAGAUCGUGACGCCACAGAGGGACAGGUGAUCAAUAUCUGUAGCAUGGCCGGACACGUCGUGCCUCCACUUGCAAGCAUUCACUUCUACACGGCGACCGAGUUCGCAGUGACGGCGCUGACUGAGAGUCUCCGCCAGGAGCUGGCAGCCGAUGGACCGGCUAAAAUCAUGGUUUCGGUAAGUCGCGAUAUUGUGACGGAAGCGAUCUUCAACCUUGGAACCGGAAUCGAAACACGGCUUUAGCUCUACUCAACUCUAAAGAGGUUCCGGCGCCACCGCCGCUUUGGGAAUGUAUUAGGAAAGUUACAAGACCCUUAAGGCCUCCCACGCACAGACUUGACUUUGAGGCUUGGACCAGUGAGGUACGCCGCAUCGAGUAAUCACAAUAGUUCGCCAUUCGUAUCCGUGCUAAGGGUC
Molecule: messenger RNA, 804 nt
Organism: Pollicipes pollicipes
Lineage: Eukaryota; Metazoa; Arthropoda; Thecostraca; Pollicipedomorpha; Pollicipedidae
Product: dehydrogenase/reductase SDR family member 11-like
Exons: 2
Coding region: 1-630 (209 amino acids)
Source: RefSeq, a predicted model, not a curated record